GUUUUAAAUUCAUCUUCAACUUUUAUGUUACCGUACACCGUACGGAGUUCUGAACGAUUUAGUGUUGGUAGUGGUGUAAUGAGUGGUUGAUAGGUUAGACACUUUUCCAACGACAGUCUACUGCUUGAGAUAUUGCCAUGUUUUGUGCAAAUUUACUUCGCAGAGUCGGUGUCAUUCCAUCGACUUUGCAUUAUAUAAAACGUUCGGCAGGCCACAGCAAAUGGCAAAAUAUUAAACACACUAAGGGUCUCAAAGAUAAUCAAAAAGCUGCUAUGUAUCUUCAAAAGCUGCGAAACAUUAAGAUUGUUCUGGCAGGCAAUGGUUGGAAUACAGAUCCAAAUUCAAGUCCCUCUUUAGCAAGAGCUAUUGAAUCAGCCCGGCGAGCAAAUGUUCCAAAGGAUACUAUAGACAAUUAUUUAAAGAAAAUUAAGACAGUCAAAGAACAUCCAAUUGAAUUUCGAUUGAGGGGUCCAAAUGAAUGUAUAGUUAAUAUCACAUAUGUUUGCUCAAGUGUUACUGAGAAUGAACUCAGAAAUCAAAUCAAGAAAAUAUUGAAAAAAUCUGUAUUCCAAGUCACACCCGGAUUUAGUCAGGCAUUUGAAAAGAAAGGUGUAAUCAUCGCCAAACCUCCAACUAAGCAAGCAACAAUCGAUGAUGCUGAAGAGGCUGCAAUUGUAGGUGGUGCUGAAGAGGUGAGACCUGAAGAAGGAGAAGAGCAAACCUACAGGUUCCUUACAGAUCCAAAAGGCAUAGUGCAAAUGAACAAAUACUUAAGUGAAAACCAAUGGGAUAUUUUGGAAAGUGAAGUAGAAGACCUACCUACAUACUUUGUAGAAUUAUCUGAUGCAGAUAUAGAAGAGGUCAAGGUGAUUCUAGAAAAACUUCAAGAAUUCCCUGAAUAUUUAAAAUGUGUGGACAAUAUAGCUUGAUCAUUUUAAUUUAUUAUGUUAAG
Frankliniella occidentalis (western flower thrips) is the source of this 952-nucleotide messenger RNA. Its product is annotated as translational activator of cytochrome c oxidase 1. Gene Ontology annotation, cellular component: mitochondrion. Bases 138 to 929 code for a protein of 263 amino acids. NCBI's taxonomy places the organism in Eukaryota, Metazoa, Arthropoda, Insecta, Thysanoptera, Thripidae. The transcript has 5 exons. The record is from RefSeq and is a predicted model, not a curated record.